AGCCGCUACGGCAACGGGCUGCCUUUUUACAUAUUAUAUUCCGAUUUUCAAUAAUCAUCUUGGAAUUAUUGUCGUGAAUCGUGAUCGAGUUGCGCCGUUUCGCUCGAAUCGUGUAUUUUCAACUAGGCAGAUACCGCGUAUCGUCGAAUGUCCACGACAUGACGCUUUGAGUUCGACGACACUACCUCUACAUAAUAUAUCAAGUAUUGAUUUGCGGUUUAAAUGCAGUGAUUGUUGCACGGUCCGCGAAACAAUGAAAAUCAACAUCAAGAUACUUAACGGACAGGAAUGUUCUUUCGACGUUCAAAGUGAGAUGACAAUAGCAGAGCUAAAAAAUCAUGUAUUUGAAGCACUUAAGGUUCCUGUUAAAGAUCAAAGAUUAUUGCUUACCGGUCGUCCUUUAUGUGAUGAAAAAACCUUAGUUGAUUAUCCACAAAUAAAGGAUGGUACCAGAUUGAACUUAAUUGUUAAACCGCAAAUCAUUAAAACUGACGAAUUAGAAGAAAUGAUCACUAAACAUGUACGAGAACAUUAUAGCACAGAAGAUACAGUCAAGGUAUUAAAAGAAUUCAUGAAGGAAUUUGACCGUUCUCUUACACAGUUCAGCUUAGAUGACUACGAGCGUAUGGCAGAAUCAUUGUUGACCAAUGAUGAACAACAGAAGAGUCAAUAAUAACUGCCAAGUCAUAUUAUUAUGUAAAAAAAAAAAAAAAUGAGGAAACAUAAAUAAAUUAAGUAAUAAACCUAUUUUUAUCCACAUAUUGAUAAUAUUAUAAUAUUAAGCC
Molecule: messenger RNA, 785 nt
Organism: Acyrthosiphon pisum (pea aphid)
Lineage: Eukaryota; Metazoa; Arthropoda; Insecta; Hemiptera; Aphididae
Product: ubiquitin-like protein 4A-like
Biological process (GO): tail-anchored membrane protein insertion into ER membrane; post-translational protein targeting to endoplasmic reticulum membrane
Cellular component (GO): BAT3 complex
Molecular function (GO): protein-folding chaperone binding
Source: RefSeq, marked provisional